This is a messenger RNA of Fopius arisanus, 1994 nucleotides long. NCBI's taxonomy places the organism in Eukaryota, Metazoa, Arthropoda, Insecta, Hymenoptera, Braconidae. The record is from RefSeq and is a predicted model, not a curated record.
GCCUCCACUUUAGUCAAUCAUCUUUGAUGUGAAGUGAUGAGUGUCCCUCCCCCUUUGUUUAUCCCUAUUUUUUUUUAUUCUUCCAAGUAAUUCAUAUCUCAAAGCGAUUAGAUCAUAUUACAUUCAACAAUUGAUAAGUGAACUGAUUUCCAAUAACAAUUUCCUUUAUUAAUUACUGCGCAAAAUAUCCGAGAAGGCCAACACAACAAAUGUUUAUCGCUAUAUAACAAUUAGCUAAUUCACAGAUAUCUGGUACUUUAUUAUAAUUUAAUUCCCAGAAUUCAGGAAGUCAAUUAUUUUGGAAAAAUAAUUACUGUACGUGGCACCUCGUGACCCUCAGUGAGAAUAAAAAGAACCAUCCAAGCGAAUGAAAAAUGGGCAAAGACAUUGAAUUACUGAAUGGAGUCAGCAAAUUCUUCACGGAACAAUUGCUGGAGGAAGUGUUGGCCAAGAAAUUUGGAGAGAAGGAUGUGGAGGUGACAGGAUGGGAGUUUGGAGAAGCUUCAGCUAAAGGGGACAGCUAUUUAUCAGAAGUUGAUCGAGUUGUUAUUAAUGGAAAGAUUAAAGGAAAGCCUGAGAGUGUCAAAGUCGUUGUCAAAUCCUUUCCAUCAAAUCUGGGGAGGAGGAAUACCUUCAGGAGCAAUGUGUUCUUCAAAAAUGAAAUCCUUUUUUACACUCGGAUUGUUCCAGAGUUCAAGAAAUUCCUUGCGUCCAAAAAGAAAGAAUAUUUAUUCCUGGUUCCGGAUUGUUUAGCUCAUUUUUUAGAUGGUGAAAACGAUUUCAUAGUUUUGGAAGACGUGAGUGUUUAUGGAUUCGGUCCAGCAGCACGACAGAGUACUUUGAGUUUAGAAGAAUGCAAAGUUAUACUGAAAGCAAUGGCAAGAUUCCAUGGAGUCUCUUUUGCUCACAAAGAUCAACACGAGAAAGAGUUUUAUAAAGUCGCUGGCCAACUGGAAGAAACUUAUUUCAGUGAGAAGUGGACCGACUGGUACGCGAAAUUCCAGGCGCUCAUUGUGAGCAUUGCAAAGGACGCAAUAUCCUUGGAGUAUCCAGACACGCCACAGCAGAAAAAAUUCUGCUCUCUUGAUGGAAAGGAUUUGUGGAAGAAAUCUGUGGAAUUAUGCACUCGCAUUCACGCACCGACUUCAGUUGUGAAUCAGGGCGACUGCUGGGCUCCAAAUUUUUUGAUACGUGAAACCACCAGUGGAGAGAUGGAGACGCUCUUACUGGAUUUUCAAUUGGCCAGGUGUGCCAGUCCCGUCACUGACAUAUCAUUCUUCAUCUACUCAUGCACAGACCAGAAAAUGAGGGACGAAAACUUUGAUUUCCUUCUAAAGUUCUACCAUGAGGAGCUGUCCAAGACAAUUUCUGAACUUGGAUCUAAUGCUGAAGAGGUUUAUCCCUGGUAUUUAUUCCAGGAAGAGGUGAAGGAGCAAUUCGUUCACGGUGUGGGUUUCUGUUUGGAAUCAAUUCCAUUUAGUAUGCUGGAUGAGUCAGAAGCCUUGAAUCUAGAUGGAAUCAAAGGAGAUGAAGCUGUUGACAUUGUUGAGGUGUUUGCUCUGAAGCCUUUGAAAGUCCCAGCGAAACGCCAACGUCUUGCCAGCGCCUUGGUUGACGCUAUAGACCGCGGAUUUCUGUGAUCGAUUUAUUUUUUGCCUUCACAGUAUUUAUGAUUACUCUGAAUUUGAUCAUGAACAUUCCAUAGCUAUAAAACAAAAUAUGUGAAAUAUAAACGAUUUAUAUUCAAUAAGCGUACAACAAAGAUAGUUUUUUUUUUCGUUGGAAAUAUUAUACACGUAAUAAGUAAAUUCACCAAUCAAAAUCAUUGGAGUUGGAUUGAGUUAAUUAUAUGAUUUUCUUAAUAUCACAUUUAAGGCUUGAGAAAAUGCUAUGAAAUAAUCGAAGCUUCAUGAAAUGGGUAAAAAAAUCUCGUGGGACCACUGAUUGUUUCAUUUUCACUUUUCGUUUGUUUUUGGUUGAUUUAUUUACGCAGG